GUUUUACAAAGCAAGCGACGCCUGCAGACAACAAGCGCCAUCUGUUUCCCUCGUCCCUGCGUAAAUCAAAACGUCAAACGAUAGUGAAAUAUGGUGACGAAGCGAAUUCGGUCCGAAUACAUGAAGAAAUUUAAAGAUCCGAAAUGGGACACUUACGCAAAAUGUUAUGAGGAUUUGCUGAAGUACAGACUGUCGAGACGGCUGUUGGAGCAAGCGCACAACCCCUGGUUUUGGGGAGAAUGGGGGAGCGAGACAGGCUCCAGUGGUAAAUCUACUUCUCUAAAUCAGAAUAAAGUUGAACCUGAGAGGACCCAUGAUAAGAAAGCAGAACGAUCUGCAUGUGUGACUCCUGAACCAGCAGCUGAACCAGAACCACAGGCAGAAGCACUGAACAGAGGCACUGCAGACACCAAGCUAGUUACCAGAGUUGCUGAGCAGAGUCAUCAAGAGGGGGAGGAAGAGAGAGCCAGAGAAAGCUCUCCUGCUCUCAACCCAGAAACUGACACGCAUAUCCUCAACACACCAAAGAGCAAACGCCGCUCCUCACACAAGUAUACAAGAUCGAAGGUCAAGCCUCAUGCAAACAAAGACCCUGAAAAAGAAAAUCGUCACCCUUUUGCCCUGUAUGGUGCAGGAGAGAGGCAGACGGAUAUUGCUUCCAAGAAAACCCAUAAUGUUGGUGCUACAGCAUCAACUGCAGAGAUCCAUGAGUCAGCGUUGCGAGUAAAAACCAGACGGGAGGUGGAAAAACAGAUGAAGAGAUUUGGCAAACAAAGAGCCAGAUCUGCUGACUUUGAAAAUAACAGAAAUAAGGUUGUCCCCGAUUUCAACCCCUGGAUGACGGAGUACAUGCGCUGCUUUUCAGCUCGUUCUCGGUAGCAUUGCUUUCUGAAAUCCUUUGAAAAUGUCAGUAUCUAUCUAACCCUCUCGGGCUAAUCGACUAAAAACACUUCACUUGAUGACUGGCGCAUCUGUCCAGCUCACUUCCCGUCUUCCAGAAUGGGCCACAAUGAAUUAUAACUCAAGUUUUAUUUUAGGGGUUUAUUUACACCAUGGAUAUGUUGCAUUUACUGGUACAUAUCAAACAUGAAAACAUCAUCCAUUGAUGCUACAGGGCAAAUUGUUAAACAAUCACAUGCCUUGUUGCAUGAUUUUUGCAGGGCUGCGUAGAUUUACUGGCCAUGAGAUCUACCAGUGUCUCUUUGCACUCUUAGCCAAUUAAUAAGUGUUCAUUAAUUGUCAGACAAUUAUAGACACAUAAUGUGAUGUAUUGUAAUGUUGUGUAUUACCUUCAUUGUGUUAAUAGGUUUAAUGUAAAGAAAUCUGUUUUGUACUUUACAGAAAUCAUUGGCGCCAACAUGAAUCUUUGUAAUCUGUUAUAGUCUCACAUUGGCAAUCGAUCCGUUAUAUUAAUAUCUGCUUACUUUGAUAUGAGAUGUAUUAUAUUUUACUUGUAUAUUCACACUGAAGGUGCAUUCCAUGUGGUCUUGCAUCAGAACAGUAAUAUUACAUAAUGUAAAAAGUCACUGGUAUCUGAAGCAUGAAACAUACACAGCAAAAUGACAAAUCAAGUUUGAAUGAGACCAUACACCGCAAAAGCAAUUCCAGCUGUUCAUCAAGUAUAACUUUCAGUGUGAUGUUAUUUGGUUUUUAGUAGCACUCAGGUAUUUCUUGUAUUUUAUAUAAUUUAUUAUUGAGAAAUGAUGAUAUUGGGAUAUUUGUACACUGUUUAUACAAGGGUAUUGAACUAAAUUUGACUAUUUUUAGUUCAUCUCUGAAGAAAUGUGUUGUGUGAACAAAUGUACAGGUAUUUUGUUCCCAUAUCACAUCUUCAUAGUGAAUUAUGUCAUGUACUAUGUGAUAGUGUUGAUUUUAGGGUAAAAAUAAUGAAGCCAUAAUGUUUAUGAGUUACAUUAAUAUGAUUAAUAUCCAUUCCACUGUCUGCUAUGGAAGCAGUUUAGAAGGAUAUUCAAAUUUAAGAGUUUAGAUUACUGCGUGUGAAACUGAGAUGUGUUUAAAUGUGAUGAGUUUUUUUAAACACUUUCUUUACAAGGACAGUCUGGUGGUAAAUGUGACCCUGGACCACAA
This is a messenger RNA of Sinocyclocheilus grahami, 2088 nucleotides long. Its product is annotated as centriole, cilia and spindle-associated protein-like. Gene Ontology annotation, cellular component: centriole; spindle; ciliary basal body. Gene Ontology annotation, biological process: regulation of mitotic spindle assembly. Bases 91 to 879 code for a protein of 262 amino acids. Gene Ontology annotation, molecular function: microtubule binding. NCBI's taxonomy places the organism in Eukaryota, Metazoa, Chordata, Actinopteri, Cypriniformes, Cyprinidae. The record is from RefSeq and is a predicted model, not a curated record. The transcript is spliced from 4 exons.